ACUCUUCAACUCUUCAACUCUUCAACUCCAGAUUCUGUAUUCUUGAGGAGUACUAUCAUAAUGCCGUCUUACAACAUCGUCGUAUUUGCUGGUGACCACUGUGGUCCUGAGGUGACCGCGGAGGCAAUCAAGAUUCUCCGUGUGAUCGAGAAGCGCCGUGAUGAUAUCACCUUCAACCUCCAGGAUCACUUGCUCGGUGGUGCAUCAAUUGACGCCACAGGCUCCCCGCUCACCGACGAAGCCCUCGAAGCCGCAAAGAACGCCGAUGCAGUUUUCCUCGGCGCUAUCGGCGGACCUGAAUGGGGAACGGGGUCUGUCCGCCCUGAGCAGGGAAUCCUCAAGCUCCGUAAGGAGAUGGGAACCUUUGCCAACCUCCGCCCAUGCAACUUCGCUGCUCCAUCCCUAGUGGACAGCUCUCCUCUCCGGCCCGAAGUCUGCCGCGGCGUCGACUUUAACAUUAUCCGCGAAUUGACCGGGGGUAUCUACUUCGGUGACCGUAAGGAAGAUGAUGGCAGUGGCUUCGCCCUCGACACCGAGCCCUACUCUCGCGCGGAGAUCGAGCGCAUCACUCGCCUUGGUGCCCACCUCGCCCUGCAGCACAACCCCCCUCUCCCCGUGUGGUCGUUGGACAAGGCCAAUGUCCUCGCCACCAGCCGUCUGUGGCGUAAGGUUGUCACGGAGGUCAUGUCUAAGGAGUUCCCCCAGCUGAAGGUCGAGCACCAGCUGAUCGACUCCGCUGCCAUGAUCAUGGUCAAGGACCCUCGCAAGCUCAACGGUAUCGUCAUCACCAGCAACUUGUUCGGUGAUAUCAUCUCCGAUGAGGCUAGCGUGAUCCCCGGCUCUCUGGGUCUCCUACCUAGUGCCAGUCUGAGCAGCAUUCCCGAUGGAAAGUCUAAGGUUAACGGUAUCUACGAGCCUAUCCACGGAUCUGCUCCCGAUAUUUCCGGAAAGGGAAUCGUCAACCCUGUCGCCGCCAUCCUUUCCGUGUCGCUGAUGAUGCAGUACUCCUUUGCUCGCUUCGAGGAUGCCCGGGCUAUUGAGACUGCUGUGCGCAACGUGAUCGAGUCUGGCGUGCGCACUGGCGACAUUGGCGGCAAGGCUUCUACCAAGGAGGUUGGCGAUGCCGUUGCUGCCGAGCUGGAGAAGCUUCUGCAGUAGAUUUGGUGUUUUUCGGGAUAUAAUGGAAAGAAACAAAACAAUCGAAAAGAGCGGGGGAAAAGCAUGGAUAUGGCAUGGGAUUGAUUGCAUAUGCCAGAUGAGAUAUAUGAACUAUUUGCAUAGAUUUACCCUAAAUAG
Molecule: messenger RNA, 1296 nt
Organism: Aspergillus ochraceoroseus IBT 24754
Lineage: Eukaryota; Fungi; Ascomycota; Eurotiomycetes; Eurotiales; Aspergillaceae
Gene: leu2A
Product: 3-isopropylmalate dehydrogenase LEU2
Exons: 6
Coding region: 61-1158 (365 amino acids)
Biological process (GO): L-leucine biosynthetic process
Cellular component (GO): cytosol
Molecular function (GO): 3-isopropylmalate dehydrogenase activity; magnesium ion binding; NAD binding
Source: RefSeq, a predicted model, not a curated record